Molecule: messenger RNA, 2335 nt
Organism: Ziziphus jujuba (common jujube)
Lineage: Eukaryota; Viridiplantae; Streptophyta; Magnoliopsida; Rosales; Rhamnaceae
Product: transcription factor RSL2
Exons: 5
Coding region: 1243-2289 (348 amino acids)
Biological process (GO): regulation of transcription by RNA polymerase II
Cellular component (GO): nucleus
Molecular function (GO): RNA polymerase II cis-regulatory region sequence-specific DNA binding; DNA-binding transcription factor activity, RNA polymerase II-specific; protein dimerization activity
Source: RefSeq, a predicted model, not a curated record
AAUACUACAUGAAUUCAAUAUAAGAAAAGUUUUGAAUUGUUUCAUGGAAGUCUAGCACGAUGCAGUAGCAUGGUUUGUGGUUUAGAGAGCUCGCACGAGGUUGAUGUCUAUUUAAUGUAUAUAACAAGAUAACGUAUCAUCUAUACAUGCUGCGAUGGAAGAUGGUAUACAUUUAAAGCUGACCCGAUUGAUAAAUGCAAAUUAAGGAUUGGUUUAGUAAAAUGACAGUGAUGAAGUUGUUCUUCAAUGUCGGAAAUUAAAGUACAACGAGUACUGCAAAUAUUUUAGUGUUUUUGAAACAAUCAACAGGAAUAAAGAAAUUGUGGAGAUAGAUGGAUAGAGUGCUGGUUUGGACAAAAAUGAAUUGGAGGAGUUUGACCUUCUUUUCAUCUUUUGCUAUUAGGAUAACAAAUUGUGGAGAUGGAUGAGCUGUAAACAGAUUAAUGUUUUGGAAUUAAAUUGUGUAAUGGUAGAUGGUACUAUGGACUAUGUAUGGAGAUCAAAGUGAGGUUAAAGCAGAGGGAAACAUUUGUUAGGUUUAAUUAACCAUCGGAGGAGACAAAGAACGAGUUUUGCUCUUACCUUGUCAGAUUUUUAGUGCCUUAAAAGAAUGCCAGACUCAUCCGCACGAUGUGGCCGUCCUUUGGAAUAUGCAGCAUUUAAUUUUUUUAUUAUGCGAACAGAAUUCCACCUGCUUAUUAUAUUAAAGAAGACCCUUCACGUUCUCACAAUUUCAAAAUGUUAAAGAGUUUUUCCAUUCACGCAUGCUUUUAUUCUCAUACAGAGUCUUUAACAUAAUCACCAUCAGUACUAAUUAAUCAUAGUUCUGUGACCUAUCGAUGAUUGCUCUUAGACCCUUUUUGUCAUUCUGGUGGGCAAUUUUAGCAGGUCUAAAUGUGUUUAAAAGGCCUUUGAAAGCUCUGUAUUAUUUUAUUUCAUCAUUGCAUGAAUUUGGCCACCUUAUGAGUUGUACUUUGCCUGGUUUUGGCCCCACGGUGGACUCCUCCUGAGAUGAGUUACAGAGAGGACCUACCCCAUCAACAAUGAUUAGGAAUUAAGAAUUGUGUACACAAAUGAAGUCAAUCGUACUAGUAACAUUCUUUUCAAGGGUGUGGGGUAUAAAUAAUUCUGGCUUUUGGUCCUCCUUAGGCCAAUUCAGCUUCUUCUAAUAGCAGCACUUGACAAAAAAACAGAAAAUAGCCUUUUCUUUCUCCACAGACUUAUUUACUUACACAGGAAUUAAUGGAGUUUCUUGGAGCUUUUCCUGAUGGAGAGUGGGACUCCCUUGGCAAGAUGUUUUCAACCGAAGAGCUCGAAUUCAUGCCGCAUUUUCUUGGUCAGUUUUCAUUUCCUCUCGACCACAAUGAGGGAUUAAACUUGGGUCCGUCCACAUUUUGUCCGAAUUCUGAAGCUACCAUGGGCUUGGAUGGGGUUAACGAGAGCUUGUUUCAUUCUUUAGACUCUUUCAACUCUAACAUGCACUAUAUUUCCCAAGAAAGUAGUUUUAGCAGCUGUGCCACUCCGACCCAGAGGAGUUACAACUUUAGCGAUUCUUAUCAAAUUCCAGUAAUAGAUAACAUUUCCAUGGAUGUGUGUAUGAUGGAUGAGACCAAUGUUGGCUCAUAUAUCCCUGCUUUUACUGACAUUGUAAUGGGAGAAACUGUCUGCAUUAAGCAAUAUGAUGGCAGUCCUGACCAGACUGUUUCCGUAAACGAAUUGCAGCUCAAAAGGAAGUAUGAUGUAUGCACAGGAGCUGAAGAUAAAAGCAUUGACACUGACUCAACACCUCAGAAUCUGAAGAAGAAACCCCGGGUUUCACGAAAGGUGCCAAAGAGUAAGAAAAGAGCAGGGUCAAAGAAGCGGCAAAAACAGGCUUCAAAUGGGAAAGAUGAAGAAAGCAACACACAAAGCACUAGCAGUUACAGCUCAGAGGAUGAUAAUGCUUCUCUGGAAUCUAACGGAGGAUUAACUUCCGACACCAAGCCAUCAGCUGCCGUUAACUUGAAUGGCAAGACCAGAGCCAGUAGAGGUUCUGCUACCGAUCCCCAAAGCCUCUAUGCAAGGAAAAGAAGGGAGAGGAUAAAUGAGAGACUGAGGAUUUUACAGAACCUUGUUCCCAACGGCACAAAGGUGGAUAUCAGCACAAUGCUUGAAGAGGCAGUCCAUUAUGUUAAGUUUAUGCAGCUUCAGAUCAAGCUUUUGAGCUCCGAGGACCUGUGGAUGUAUGCUCCUAUUGCUUACAACGGUGUGGAUAUCGGUUUCAACCAGAAGAUUUCGCCACUUCUAUGACACCUCUCAGAACGGAGCUAUUGUAUUUUUUAUUCUUUUUCUUAUG